Messenger RNA from Anastrepha ludens (Mexican fruit fly), 4339 nucleotides. RefSeq lists its product as uncharacterized. NCBI's taxonomy places the organism in Eukaryota, Metazoa, Arthropoda, Insecta, Diptera, Tephritidae. Gene Ontology annotation, biological process: regulation of transcription by RNA polymerase II. Gene Ontology annotation, molecular function: zinc ion binding; chromatin insulator sequence binding. The record is from RefSeq and is a predicted model, not a curated record. Bases 463 to 4236 code for a protein of 1257 amino acids. The transcript has 8 exons. Gene Ontology annotation, cellular component: nucleus; chromosome.
UUUGGCGCACCUGACCGCAAGGAACAGUUAUUAAAGAUGAUGGCAAUAGACCAACAACAAGGCUUUGUACAUUAGAAUAUAGCGACAAGCGGAAAUAGAAAGAAAAAUAAAAAAAUUAGCACGAACUGCGUUGAACAGCCGACAUACAGUUGAAGUUGAAAUCUCACAACGAUGAUACGAAUGGAACGGCUUUUCGUCAUUUCAUUUUGUGCUGGCAUCCUAACGAGGAACGAAAGUAUAAACAAAUCAGCUGAUCGAUUGAUAUCACAUGUACUAUGUAAUAGAUUCUCCUUGCCUGAUCGCAUGAUGCUAUUUGACGUUCUUAACUAUCGAUAAAAUCUCACCUCUGAAAACAAAAGGGUCUCAUCGCCAACCACUCAAGGAGGAAGAAAUUAUAAACAAUUAUAGCUGCGAUUCAAAAUUACUCAUUAUUCAUUAGCGAAUAUAGAAGAAGGGCAAGACAUGCAAACAACAACGACAUCAGUCGGCGAAAAAAGCUUCAACACCAUCUCAGCAUUCACAGAUUGGCACUAUUGGUGUCGACUUUGCGCAAAGAUUGAUACACACAGUGAAAAUAUUUUCUAUGAACAUCAACCACAAAUAACUUACUCGGGGGGCAAAAGUGACGAUAAUAGAUGUACAAUGGCCGUAGCAAUAGGAAAAUAUUUUUACGUACAAAUAAAACACGACGACGAUUUGCCCAAAUUAUUAUGCACAGAGUGCAUUUCAUUGGUGACAACCCUUCUAGAUUUUAAUCAACGUGUUGAUAAAGUGCAAGAAAUGUAUGCUGCUCUGCAGAGUGCUCAAUUCAGUAACGAUACAGAUUUCCAGUCUAUUCGACUAAAAUAUGGAAUUUUGAAGGAAGAUCCAGCUCAAUUAUACAAGCACCAACAUCAAGAAGAUUAUUUUACUGAGACGAUUGAUCAAACAAGUAUGGCUAACAUGCACAAUUUUGAAGUUAAACUAAUAAAAGAAAUCUCGAGGGAUGACAUCCAAGACGAUGAAGUUGACUAUGCCAAAGAACCUGAGGGAGCUAGAAGUGAUCCUUUUGUCAGCAAAAUUGGCGUAGAGACCGCUGAGGGCCAGACAUUUUCUGCAAUAAAAGAAUGUGAUGAAGAAAGUAGUGACGGUAAACUUUCUAAUUUCAUAAAUUCGAAAGAAAAACAUAAGUUAUUCAAAACCAAAAUAUUCAUAAAUGAAAAGGGAGAAUCAUCAAAGGAAGAUAAUAACUUAAAACUAAUGGAUGAUAACCGUAAACGAUCUGGCAAAAGUAGUCAUAAGCAAAAGAUCAAAAAGUGCGUUCCUGAUUCCGAGGUAGGGUCAACCGACAACCAGUUCUUUUGUAGUGACUGCUCACUUCAUUUUCAACGUCGUGGCAAUUUUCGUGUACAUAUGAAGAAAAGACAUGGAAUGGCAUUAGAACCUCUGACAUGCUCACAAUGUCCUAGAACCUUUAAGACUAUAUUUGAUCUGAAUUUUCAUAUAAAUAAGCAUCGUCCACUAUCAGAAAAAAGAAUAUUUCCAUGUCCACAAUGUGAUCGAAAAUUUCAGACAAAAGGUUAUGUAGCGAGACAUGUAAAGUUUGUUCAUGAAGAUAUUCGUCCAUUUAUUUGUGAGGAAUGUGGUGAAGGAACACGAACGGAAGCUACACUACGAGUACACAUGCUUACCCAUACAGACCUUGCACCUUUUGAGUGCGAAAUAUGUAAGAAAGGUUUUAAAAAUCGUACCCGCCUGAAGAAACAUAUGGACACGCACAGUUCUAAUAAACACAUCUGCAGUGAGUGUGGUUUAAAACUGAAUUCUCGUGUGACUUUGAACUUACAUAUGCUCGUACAUUCUGAUGUUAUGCGCCACAAAUGUGACUACUGUGGGCGGGCUUUCAAACGAGCCAAAACGCUGAAAAAUCAUUUAAUACUCCAUAGUGGACUAAAACCUUAUUCAUGCGAUUUCUGCGAUAAAACUUUUGCCAAUGGGGCUAAUUGUCGUACGCACAAAAAAAAAACUCAUCCGGAGGAAUUAGCAGCGUUAGAGGCUUCAGGCGAAAAAACACAUACAAAAAAUAUACCAAAAUUGGCUGUACUGAAAACUGUAACAAAAUCAGCCGAAAAUCUUAUCCCAGUUGUCUCCAAACAGAGUGGCAAUUUUUCGUUAGGUAGAAAGCCGAAACCUCCACUGGAUUAUACUGUGGACAGAAAACACUCCAAUUCGUUGACAGGAGUAGAUGCGUCUGCUGAAACAGUGUUAUCGGGGAGCCAAACAUUUUUUAAAGAAAACAGUUUAGACAUGACUAGUCUUACGGAGAGGAAUAACAUACCAUCGUCGUUUUGUCUAAUUAAUAUUCAUAUAAAAGAAAAAAACAUGCAAACACUAAACAAUCCAGUCGGUUAUGGAGGCUACAAUUCCUCUUCGACAUCCAAAGAUUGGCACUGUUGGUGUCGACUUUGCGCGAAAAUUGAUACACAUAGUAAAAACAUAUUCUAUGAACAUCAGCCACUAAUGACUUUUACUAGGGGAAAAAGUGACGAUAAUAGAUGUACAAUGGCCAUGGCAAUUGGAAAGUAUUUUUGCGUUCAAAUUAAACACGAUGAUGAUCUGCCCAAACUAUUAUGCACAGAGUGCAUUUCAUUGGUGACAACCCUUCUAGAUUUUAAUGAACGUGUUGAUAAAGUGCAAGAAAUGUAUGUUGCACUGCAAAGUGCUCAAUUCAGUAACGAUACAGAUUUCCAGUCUAUUCGACUAAAAUAUGGAAUUUUGAAGGAAGAUCCAGCUCAAUUAUACAAGCACCAACAUCAAGAAGAUUAUUUUACUGAGACGAUUGAUCAAACAAGUAUGGCUAACAUGCACAAUUUUGAAGUUAAACUAAUAAAAGAAAUCUCGAGGGAUGGCAUCCAAGACGAUGAAGUUGACUAUGCACAUGAAUCUGAGGGAGCUGAAAGUGAAGAUCCUUUUGCCAGCAAAAUUGGCAUAGAGACCGCUGAGGGCCAGACAUUUUCUGCAAUAAAAGAAUGUGAUGGAGAAAGUAGGGACGGUAAAGUUUCUAAUUUCAUAAAGUCGAAAGAAAAACAUAAGUUAUUCAAAACCAAAAUAUUCAUAAAUGAAAAGGGAGAAUCAUCAAAGGAAGAUAAUAACUUAAAACUAAUGGAUGAUAACCGUAAACGAUCUGGCAAAAGUAGUCAUAAGCAAAAGAUCAAAAAGUGCGUUCCUGAUGCCGAGGUAGGGUCAAUUGAUGACAAAUACUAUUGUAGCGACUGCUCACUUCAUUUCCAACGUCCUGGCAAUUAUCGUAUACAUAUGAAGAAAAGACAUGGAAUGGCAUUAGAACCCUUGACAUGCUCACAAUGUCCUAGGACCUUUAAAACUAUAUUUGAUCUGAAUUUUCAUAUAAAUAAGCAUCGCCCACUAUCAGAAAAAAGAAUAUUUCCAUGUCCCCAAUGUGAUCGAAAAUUUCAGACAAAAGGUUAUGUAGCGAGACAUGUAAAGUUUGUUCAUGAAGAUAUUCGUCCAUUUAUUUGUGAGGAAUGUGGUGAAGGAACACGAACGGAAGCUACACUACGAGAACACAUGCUUACACAUACAGACCUUGCACCUUUUGAGUGCGAAAUAUGUAAGAAAGGUUUUAAAAAUCGUGCGCGUCUUAAGAAACACAUGGACAUACACAGUACCAGUAAGCACGUCUGUAGCGAAUGUGGCCUAAAACUUAACUCGCGUGUUACUUUAAAUCUUCAUAUGCUUGUACAUUCUGAUGUCAUGCGCCACAAGUGUGACUAUUGCGGGCGAGCAUUUAAGCGAGCCAAAACGCUGAAAAAUCAUUUAAUACUUCAUAGCGGUCUAAAACCUUAUUCAUGUGACUUUUGUGAUAAAACCUUCGCUGAUGGGGCCAAUUGUCGUACUCAUAAAAGAAAAUCACACCCGGAGGAAUUAGCUGCUUUAAAAGCAUCAGGCGAAAAAACUUACACAAAAAAUAUACCCAAUUUGGCAGUAUUAAAAACAAUAACGCAGUCGGCUGAAAAUCUUGUUCCUGUUGUCUCCAAACAGAGUGGUAAUUUUUCCUUAGGUAAAAAGCCGAAACCUCAAACCGAUUGCACUGAUGGCACAAAAUACUCCAUUUCGUCGAUAGAAGAAGAUAAGUCUACUGAAGCAUUACUUUCAGGAAGUGAAACAAUUUUUAAAGAGAAUAGCUCAGACCCUGGAAACAUUUCGGAUAGAAUCAACAUGCCAUCGUCGUUUUGGUAAAGAAAAAUUUAAUCGGUUCUGUAAAGUUAUGUAGUUUAUAUAAACAGAAGUUUUUUAAGAGCUGGAAUUAAAAACUGAUCUAAUCAAAAUCUGUACUGUAUUU